AUGAGCUCCUAUUUUGUGAACUCAUUCUGCGGACGCUAUCCCAAUGGCGCGGACUUCCAGUUACAUAAUUAUGGAGACCAUAGUUCGGCAAACGAGCAAUACAGAGACUCCACGGCCAUGCAUUCCAGCAGGUACGGCUAUGGAUACAACGGGAUGGACCUGACAGUCGGCCGGGCCGGUACCGGACACUUUGUAGGCAGCGAGCGGACGCAGGGCUACUCCCCAAGCCACUCAGCGGCGGCGACACCCACAGUGGAGCAGGUCAGGUACACCCAGUCCGCCAGCAGCACUGGGACCUCUUCUCUUUCGCCUCCACCUGACCCGCUGCCGUGCUCCUCGGUCGCCAGCUCGUCACCCGCCACCGAGACUCAGCCUCAACAUCGAGCCGUGAAGAACUCUAUCACGACCUCGUGCUCAACCCCGUGCUCGAGCUCCAACGGAGGCUCGAUGCUGCUCAGCCGGGACUGUGUGUCCAAAGCGUCCCCCCUCGAAGAGGAGAAGCCUACGGGGAGCGCACCGACAACUCCUCAGAAUACCACCGACUCCUCACAGCCUCAGAUCUAUCCGUGGAUGAGAAAACUGCACAUAAAUCACGGUAUGAAAACUUCUCUUUUUAAUUAGCUUGUAUUGAUUUUAGAGACGUGGCGCGGUGGGUUGUUUGGGGAAGGAGUAACUAUGUUUAUAACCCCUUUUAGAGGCUUUUAAACUAUUUGUAACAGGCAAAAAUGUUAAAUUAUUUAAAGUUUCAUUAUUUUAGGAGACAGAAUCGUGGACUUUCCAAAAGGGGCAUGUGGCGCCGUGUGCGCCUCUCACCUGUUUGGUGUGUGAAAGCUGUUCAGUGUCAGCAGAGAGUAGGUAAAGGGGGUGAUUUUAGGACUAAACAUACGUAUCUUAAGUUUAGUGGUAGGGUGUAUGACUUUAAAUAUUAUGUUUUUUUGUUUUUAAUACUUUAUUGAUCAGGUCAGAACACACACCACAUUUUAUAGUGCAAAUUGCUCCUUAAAGGUGUGUAUUAUUGUUUAGUACCUUGUGUGUAAAUGUUCCAGGGAGCUAAGACACGGCGUUGAAAAUUAAAGUGAAGUACCAAGUUUUACACAGUUCUCACCUGUACGAACCAAACAGGCAAAAAUAUGCAAAAAUGUUGGAAAUUAGGGUUCAAACAGGUAUUCGCACCAACCCUUCUUAACAUUAUUCCCUCUCUUUACGCACAAGAUUUGGCCGGACCAGAGGGCAAGAGAGCCAGGACAGCAUACACCCGGUAUCAGACACUGGAGCUGGAGAAGGAGUUCCACUUCAACCGGUACCUGACCCGCAGGCGGAGGAUCGAGAUCGCCCACGCCCUCUGCCUCUCAGAGAGACAGAUCAAAAUCUGGUUUCAGAACCGCAGGAUGAAGUGGAAGAAGGACAACAAACUGAAGAGCAUGAACAUGGCGGCUGCAGGCGGGGGAGGCUAUAGGCCCUGA
Molecule: messenger RNA, 1463 nt
Organism: Xyrichtys novacula (pearly razorfish)
Lineage: Eukaryota; Metazoa; Chordata; Actinopteri; Labriformes; Labridae
Source: the annotation of a GenBank genome assembly